Xyrauchen texanus (razorback sucker) is the source of this 3640-nucleotide messenger RNA. RefSeq names its product solute carrier family 49 member 4-like. Lineage: Eukaryota; Metazoa; Chordata; Actinopteri; Cypriniformes; Catostomidae. The transcript is spliced from 9 exons. The record is from RefSeq and is a predicted model, not a curated record. Gene Ontology annotation, biological process: transmembrane transport. Gene Ontology annotation, cellular component: membrane; intracellular membrane-bounded organelle. Gene Ontology annotation, molecular function: transmembrane transporter activity. Bases 145 to 1536 code for a protein of 463 amino acids.
CGGUCGUAGCAGUGUGUCAUCUGUUGUUAUUGUUUCGCUGGGCAGCUGAUAAAUGAUCGACUGUCCAAGUUUUUAAUAUUUCAUUUUGUAGACUUUACUGAAUCGCAUUAAGACAUUUUUAGAACGUGAUACCGCGACUGUUCAAUGGGCGCCGUUGAAAGCACCGAGGGUGAAACGGAACCUUUAUUGGUUCCAGCCCAGCACGCGACAAACACAGCUCCGGUGUUCAGCAGGGUGUACGGGAGAAGAUGGUUUGUUCUCACCAUGUUUUCACUGCUGGGUUUUAUGCAAGGACUGGUGUGGAACACCUGGGGACCGAUCCAGAACUCGGCUAAACAUGUGUUCGAGUUCUCUUCAACAGAAAUCGCAGUGCUGGUGCUGUGGGGUCCAGUUGGUUACCUGCCCUGGCUACUGUUUAUGUGGUUGAUGGAUAAAAAAGGUUUGCGAGUGUCUCUGCUGCUGUCAGCAUUCUUCAUGGUACUUGGCACAUUGUUAAGAUGUGUGCCCCUCAAAGACCUGCACUAUAGACGCUGGUUAAUUCAUGGAGGGCAACUUCUAAAUGGUUUAGCUGGUCCAACCAUUAUGAGUGCUGGUCCUUUGCUCUCUACUACUUGGUUUGCUCCUGAUCAAAGGGCCACGGCCACUGCUAUUGCUUCACUGGUCUGCUACCUGGGGUCAGCCUGCGCCUUUCUGAUUGGUCCAUUGGCUGUCCCUGCACCCAAUGAUACCCAGAUAGUGGGCACAUCGAUCCACUGGGACCAAAACCAAAUCAGAGACAGGAUACAAUUUGUCCUUUAUACAGAGUUCGGGAUGAUUGCGGUACUUUUCAUGGCCGUGCUGUUCUAUUUCCCUUCACGGCCACCCAUCCCUCCCAGCGUGGCAGCAGCCAGCCAGCGUCUCAGCUACAGGAGCAGCAUCUGCAGACUGUUAAGCAACAUGCGGUUUCUGAUGAUAGCGCUUGCCUACUCUGUGCCCACUGGGGUUGUUGCUGGCUGGGCCGGUGUGCUGGACAUGAUUCUAACACCUGCCAAUGUCAGCCAGGUGGAUGCUGGCUGGAUUGGGUUCUGGUCCAUUGUUGGAGGCUGUGUGUUUGGUUUGGCUAUGGCAAGGUUUGCUGACUCAAUUCGAGGAAUGCUGAAGCUGAUUUUAGUGCUGAUGUUUGCCGGAGCAUCCCUGGCGGCCACCUGGUUCACCCUCACCUGCCUGACCAGGCUCACUCACCUCCCCUCCACUAAAGCCACUCUCUACACCUCCUGUAUCCUAGUGGGUAUCUUCAUCAACAGUAGCGUGCCCAUCUUCUUUGAACUUUUUAUUGAGACAGUUUAUCCUGUGCCCGAGGGCAUCACCUGUGGAGUUGUCACCUUCCUCAGCAACCUCUUCACUGGACUUUUACUGUUUUGCCUCACCUUUUACUUCACAGAGCUGUCCUGGUUGAAUUGGUGUCUGACAGGUUCCUGCAUCUUCAGUCUCCUCCUCCUCCUUUUCUUCAGGGAAUCGUACGACCGACUCUAUUUGGAUGUCUUUGUGUCUGUCUAAGCACACGAGUGAGCUGCUUUUAACAGACAAAGACUGAUAUUUUUGCUAACACUAUUGCAAAAAGAGUAAAGAAAAGGCGCACAAAAUGUUGCUCACUUUUAUGGAUUGUUCUUUUUUUACUUUUCAUUUUUUUCUACCAGCAUUGGGGACAUUGUGAACAGUGUGUUGUUACAACAUUACUUACAUUGGGAACUGAGACCUGACUAGGGAAGAUAUACAUGUAGAUAUUUACCUUUUGUACUAAUAUAUAUAUAUAUAUAUAUAUAUUAGUCUUUUUAAAGUUUUUAAAAAAUAAAUAAUUUAUCAGUGGUAAUUAUGUUAACAUACUGUCAUAUUGGGAGGGUCUCUUUUUGCUCACAUGGUGAGUAAUGCUGGUAAAAGUGGAAAUACUGUAGGAUUUAGCAGUGCCCUGUAACAAUGGCUCCUCUAGUACUCUCACGACAUCUAAUGGAAGCAUAAUGGAAAAUUAUAGACCAGCUCAAUUAGUUGUCUGCCAAGAGCAAUGGUGGCCUUUGGAUACUCUUUGUACUGUAGUGUCGCUUGUGAAUAGCCUGUUGGAUCUGAGCUUUAAUUGACCUGUGAUAGGCCUGUCCAUAAGCGGCAUACGCUUGGGUCCUCCAAUCCUUUAUCAACCCAUAUUAUACAAAGGUUAAUAAACCCCUUUGUGCUCUUCACCCUUUGGGAUUUAGCUAAUAGACUAGCAAGGAUAAAAUUGUAUAGAUUGCUGUGAUUGGAUAAGCCCUUAUGGUUCGUCAGAUUGCAUGGCAUGUUACCUCACGGUUUCUUUGAGGUCAUAGAUUAGGUGAAGAGAGAUCUGUCAUAUUCACCAAUGUUAAGGUAGCUGUUUGUGUUUUUCCCAUUCUUAUGUGAAUUUAUGGUUCGGUUUAUACUGUAGCUGUAGCAUGCACAAAGUGGGUGUCUAUUGCACAAGUGUUUUAGUGGUUUCACCUUUUACAGAUGUAAACACUGAAGAAAUAAAGCAUCUUAAACUGACCUGGGAUUCCUGGCUUAGAGAAAGGUUUGGGUGCUAGACCAGCAAGCAAGUGGAGGCUGAAACACCUUAAACCAGCCUAAGAUGGUUUGUUAUCAGGUUGGAAUACUACUAAGAUCAGCAAACCAUUUAAGGCUGGUUUAAGCAAUUUUUUCUUGCAGGGAAAAUUGAAUUUUAUGCAUUCUGUCAUGCAAGGGAAUUUAAAUGUAAUUUAUUGACUUCUAUAUCUUACAUUUAGCACAUUUUAGAGAUUAAUACACUAAUAUUGACAAUAAGGGACUGUUAACAGUUUUAAUGUGUGAAUACUAUUACAGAAGAGCGUUUUGAACAUGGCAUUAUGAAAUGCUGGAACAGUAAAACAAUAUUCACCAGCAAUAAUUGCCAUGUAAGGUAGCCGUUUGCGAUAUGUGACAGCCUCAUGCAACAAAAAGUGCAUUACUUCCUCUCGAAUUUAACAUUCAGCCUGACCCAUGAACCCAGUUGAAAUUAUUAUAAGGAGAGAAUAUAACUAGUUUCCUUAUGUUGGUGGACUUCUGUCUUCUGCCUCUCCUGCAAUCACCAUGAGCCCCUAAAGAAAUGGACCUCAUCUGAAUCUGGGCUAUUUCACCAUUUAAUCUGCAUGCAACUCUGCCAGGGAAGAUGAAAUGUGUAAUUUGUGGCUUGAGACAAAUAGAUAUCUGAUGUUGGAUUUGGUGUGGAUCAUCUAGAAUCAGAGCAGAAGUGAUUCAUAGUUCUCCGUGAUGGAAAGGAAAUGCAUUUUAUGGAUACACUGAAUCAUUUAAACCCACGAAUUUCAACAGCUUUGUAUUAGACUUUGGAAACCUGGUUCUGUUCUGCUCUGGGAAAAGCCUGCAUGUGAAUAACUUUUUUUUUGUCCUUGUACAAAAUUCUCCUCUUUUAUAUGUCAUUGACAUUGCCUUAAUUAACAGUGACAUUUGUUCUGUCCUCCUCUCCACUGUGAUGUGUAAAGUGCGGCAGUCAGUGCUUGUUCUCUGUUCUGUCAUUACAAUGUUAAUAGUAACUGACACUGGGGUCAAAGUGUAUGUGGCCCCGUCCAUGUACAAAUUCAUGGCAACGAUUUUUAGCACCUUAAUAAAAACCUGUUUUUAAGAA